This is a messenger RNA of Chaetomium globosum CBS 148.51, 654 nucleotides long. RefSeq lists its product as uncharacterized. The record is from RefSeq and is a predicted model, not a curated record. The transcript has 3 exons. The coding region runs from base 1 to 654 and encodes 217 amino acids. NCBI's taxonomy places the organism in Eukaryota, Fungi, Ascomycota, Sordariomycetes, Sordariales, Chaetomiaceae.
AUGUCCGACCAAGAGAUGGACCGCGAGUGGCAGCCAAACGCCCGCCGCCCGCAAUCCACCGUCGCCCAGAUGUUCUCUCAGGAGUUGAUGGACAUCUUCCGAAUCGACAACAGCGUCGCGGACCUCGACGAGAAGGUGGACAAGCGGAAGCAACAAAUCAACUCCCAAGCCUCUGAGCUCGAGGCCCUCGAGGCCCGCAUCCGCGAGAUGGAGGCGAGGCUAAAGGGACAAGGCAGCCCCAUCGCCUCCAGCAGCAGCGCGAAGACAGGCAACGCCCCGCCGCUCCCCGCGAAGGAUUACCCCGUGCGAGAGCAGCAAAAGCACGCCGGCAGCCGCCCCGGGACCGCCCGGCAGGGCCAGCCCGCUGUCCGGGGAGCACUCCCACCCACCCCCGCGGGAAGCGAAGGUGAAUUUGCGCCUUCUCUCCUCCCCCCCUCCCGAACCGCCCCCCGGCCGCCAGGACCGCAAGCGAAGACGCACCUUGCUGCAUCCAACGUCGGCACCGGCGCGCGCCCUGCAUCCGCCUCGCGAGCGAACGAGCCAUCUGCGCCGGGGGGCGACGCGGACUCUAUCAAGUCCCUGUCCGAGAGCGCGAGUUUUGCUGACUAUGUCUUUGUCCCCGAACCAGACGGCGAUCGCGAGCGGGACGCUUAG